UUACACUUGAAGUUGUUAAUUACAACUGGCAAAGUAGGGUGACUUUCUGUGUUUAAUAUAUAAUAUAUGUAUUAAAAUAGCCAAGGUUUUAAAACGUGCAGAUAAAUACAAUGCUACAUAUCCAUCCAAAAGAUCCUCUUAUGGAUGAAAAAGUUUACCUCUCCAUAUCUGGUUUGAAUCCUACACAACCAGUAACAAUAUCAUGCCAGCUAAAUGACGAGGGAUGUUUCUAUGUGUCUUACGCUCACUUUAUCACAUCCAUAGAUGGAGCUGUGAAUGUCAGUGAGCAUGGGUCGUUUGGUGGAAGUUACGUUGGUGUUGACACCAUGGGUUUAUUCUGGAGCAUGCAAUCAAAAAAGGGACAAAAGAUUGGUCUGAUAUUUCGCCCUAAGGAUGUGACAAAGCCUGUAAUUUAUACCUUAGAAGUUUACAAAGGUCAUCUUAAUGAAGAAGAAUGUCCUGAAACUAGUACAGAAUUUAAUGUGUCCAAAACUGCUAAGUUAUUGUUUGAAAACGAAUUUUUGAAGUAUUGGUGCGGUCCAGGUGUAAGCCGUCAUGAAGUAUAUCAUAAAGCAAUCAGAGGAAGCAUAUUUAAACCAGAAGGUCCAGGACCGUUUAAAGGUGUUAUUGAUAUAUACGGAAGUGGUGGUGGCAUAACUGAAGGUCGUGCUGCUCUCUUGGCUUCACAUGGCUUUAUAGCAUUUGUGUUACCGCAUCACCGAUACCAAGACCUUCCAAGGCGCAUGGAAGAAGUUAGAAUAGAGUAUUUAACAGACGCUAUUGAUUAUUUCGCUUCCCUACAAGAAGUAAAGCAAGGUAUUGCUCUGCUUGGAUUUUCAUUAGGGGCCUGGUUAGUGUUGUUGUUGAGUAUUUUAAACCACGAGGUAUCUGCUGUUGUAUCUAUCGGCACUCCACCUUACAUGCCGACAGGUAUGAUAAAAGAUGGAAAGAAAUACCCUCCGACAGAAGAGCAGAUAACGGGUGAGAAGUACCAGUUAAAAUUCGCGUUAUCUUACCCAAAAGACAAGCACGGUGGAGAAUUAAUGAAUAUUUAUGUUUACGACGAACGUACGGAACAUUUAACUUUGGAAAUUCAAAAAUCUGAUGCCAAAUUUUUGAUAGUCUUCGGCGAAGAUGAUAAGUUAAUGAAUGCUGUUAAGACAUCAGAACAACUUCAAAAACAAAUGCAAAAGCAUAAGAAAGAAAACUAUAUACAACAAUUAUUAUAUCCCAAAUCUGGACACACAAUCGAUCCUCCGUAUCUGCCGUUCACACCAGUUUUUUACGAUCCUCAUCCUGCGUUAAAGCGGGCUUUAGCAAUGGGUGGAGAAAUGGUAGAACAUUCAGCUGCUUGUGUACAUGCAUGGGAACAGAUAUUAAAAUUCAUUCGUGAAAAUGCUGGAUUACGUUAUGCCACGUCAAAAUUGUAACCUACGCUUCAUGUACCAUCAUUAAAGCAGCCACAAAAAGUUCGUUUUGCCUGACACGUGUAUAUACCGUCAUAUAACUGAUAUGAAGUUAUAAAAAACAUUUUAACGCAAACCCUACUAUCAUUUUAUUACAUUAUAUUUAGAUGAGUGUCGUACAGGUUGGCACAACAUACCUGUUGUAUCGACCAAGCCCACCUAUUGUGUGAGCGCCCCAGGUACAAAAAAGUCAAAAUUUUUUGUGAAGUAUCUAAUUUUGUUUAAAAAUCACUUUUUGUAAUUUUUUUAAUUAAAUUCCAACUUUAUUAUUUAGCAAUUUUAUUGCUUUUAUAUACGUAGAUCAAUAUGUUGUUCGAAGUUCUUUGUGAUAGUUGCCGUUCAUAAUCAUUCAACAUUAUUGCCGAUUUAGCGUUUUCUUCCGCAAAAACCAAAUUUAGUACAAAAGUUAGCCGUGUUUCUUAUUGCGGUGUUAUAACCCAAU
Messenger RNA from Hydractinia symbiolongicarpus, 1908 nucleotides. Its product is annotated as bile acid-CoA:amino acid N-acyltransferase-like. The transcript has 3 exons. NCBI's taxonomy places the organism in Eukaryota, Metazoa, Cnidaria, Hydrozoa, Anthoathecata, Hydractiniidae. The record is from RefSeq and is a predicted model, not a curated record. Gene Ontology annotation, molecular function: fatty acyl-CoA hydrolase activity. The coding region runs from base 111 to 1430 and encodes 439 amino acids. Gene Ontology annotation, biological process: fatty acid metabolic process; acyl-CoA metabolic process.